UCUCUCGAACUUCUUUUCUACAAUCACCACAAGAGAUCUCUCGAACGUGGAAAGAAAAGAGGCCCAGACCAAGACAGAGGUAAAGGUGCUCGAUCGGCCUAACUCUUCGCACGCCAACUGACCUGGUGCAGUUGUGAGUGAGAUGAAGAGAUGGUAAAUCUCAGGUGCGAACAAAUCCAACAUCUACCUGGGCAAACUGGUUGUUGAGUACGAUCUCUCAAGCACACAAAAACACGACUCCAAGUCGCUUUUUUUCGCUUCGCGCCUCAACUUCGGGCCUCGAGAACUUCAGUUGGUGUUGAGCAUUGAUCGAGUGCAACCAUGCGCGAUCCCGCGAUCGUCUUGCGCAACUUUCUCAGAGUUUUCACGUGAAAAGUCCAUCCCCUUGGUCAAUAAGGGAAGAAUUGGCGGGAAAAUCUUAUUGAAUGCACUUGAUUUUUUUUUUGAAUUUGAAUUCAAAGCCAAAAGUUUUUUUCGACAAUUGAGGUGAUCGUGAUCUCAAGUGUUUGUCGAUGCUGAGGCUAAAAACAUUCUUCGAGGCAACUUUCUAUUCCAGUUGUGACUGUCACAAAAAUCUUUAUUGCACAAAAUCUCAGCACUGGAGAAUAAAACCGCAGUCUUGUGAAAUAAAUCACUAAAGCGAAUGGUAUUUUGAACCGUUUGGUACAUUCAAAACGGAGUUAUUAUCACAUGAAACUUCUUCCAGUAUUCUUGUAAUAGUAAGCUAAACAACUAAAGAACGUAAUUUGUGUCGAGACACUGGAACAAAAAAAAUAAUAAACAAAUGACAUAAUCGAUUGACGGAUCGCGUCUCUUAAAGAGUUUUUCCUCAAAGAAUUUUUAUGGGAAUUUUGUGUGAAUAGAAGGCAUUAAAUGCCCUUUCAGUUAGAAACACAUCAAAAAAAAAAUAUUUUAAAGAGUUUUUCGGGUGCUAGAGUGUGUGCGUAACAAGUGGUCGAGCUGAAGAGAUUGACCCUAAAUCCCCCAAGGAUUACGGAUAAGUGCAUUCCAAGGAAAUAAAUUAAAGAAAAAGAAAAAUAAAUCCAUAGUGGGCACAAGUGCUUCUGUCCUGAUUUCUAUUUUGGGCAGGACGAAGUGAGUGAAUUAGUGGAUGUGUGAUGAUGGGAUAAUGUUUGCAUUAUGAGAGGAUACCUAUUUGUGGGGCUCUUUGUGCUUCAUCUCGCGGUGGAGUCUCUGGGGGCACUUGAACGUGUCCAGAGGCCCGAAGGGAAGCGCUUCGACAGGCCACGGAAGCACCAGCAACAUCAACUAACCACGGAUUUGGCGCCAAAAGUGCAACAGGAUGACAAACAACCAUCGGAGUUUGUCAAGGGCAAAAUUUGCAUCGGAACAAAUGGCCGAAUGUCUGUACCAUCGAAUCGGGAUCAUCACUAUCGGAAUCUUCGCGAUCGCUUCACAAAUUGCACAUACGUCGAUGGGAAUCUGGAGCUGACAUGGCUUCAAGAUACCAAGCUGGAUCUGAGCUUCCUGCAAAAUAUUCGUGAGGUCACAGGAUACGUUCUGAUCAGCCAUGUGGACAUCCAACAAAUUGUUCUACCAAAAUUGCAAAUCAUCCGUGGUCGAACGUUGUUCAAACUCAACAUCUCUGACCAAGAAUUCGGCCUCUUUGUCACGUACUCCCAAAUGCAUACCCUGGAAAUGCCCUCGUUAAGAGACAUCCUCUCAGGAUCUGUUGGUAUCUUCAAUAACUACAACCUCUGCCACAUGCGCACGAUUGACUGGGAAGAGAUCAUCUCUGGACCAAAUGCCUCAAUGCACUACAUGUACAACUUUACAUCGCCAGAGCGUCAGUGUGUUCCCUGCCAUCCCAGCUGCCAGGCCGGCUGCUGGGGAGAGGGUCCUCACAAUUGCCAGCAAUUCAGUAAGACUACCUGCUCACCCCAAUGUGCCCAGGGAAGGUGCUUCGGACCCAAACCCCGCGAAUGUUGCCACUUGUUCUGCGCUGGAGGUUGCUCAGGUCCCACCCAGAAAGACUGCCUGGCUUGCAGGAAUUUCUAUGAUGACGGAGUGUGCAAACAGGAAUGCCCACCCAUGCAGAAGUACAAUCCUACGAACUACCUGUGGGAACCAAAUCCAGAUGGCAAGUACGCCUAUGGAGCCACUUGUGUCCGAAACUGCCCUGAACAUCUGCUUAAAGACAAUGGUGCUUGCGUGAGGACCUGCCCACCUAACAAAAUGGCUAAGAAUGGAGAGUGCGUGCCGUGCAAUGGAGCUUGCCCUAAAACUUGUCCAGGACAGGGAAUUGUUCAUUCUGGGAAUAUUGACUCCUUCAGGGGUUGUACGGUUAUUGAGGGAUCUCUUGAGAUUCUUGAACAGACUUUCAAUGGAUACCAGCAUGUUUUUGCCAAUUUUUCUUUCGGUCAGAGGUUUAUUAGGCUUCAUCCGGAUCGAUUGGAGGUCUUCUCGACACUCAAGGAAGUCACGGGGUACAUUAACAUUCAGGCUGAUCAUGAACACUUUACGAAUCUCUCCUAUUUCCGCAAUCUCGAAGUCAUCGGCGGGCGACAACUAAUGGAGAACUACUUUGCAUCGCUCUACAUAGUCAAGACUUCUCUGAAGUCACUUGAGCUUCAGUCACUCAAAAGGAUCAAUUCAGGAGCGGUGGUGAUCCUUGAGAAUAAGAAUCUCUGCUUUGCCGAAGACAUUAAAUGGAAUAAAGUCAAAAAAUCAACUGAUCAUGAUUUUGUCGUGAGCGCCAACAGAAAUAAGACUGAAUGUGAAAUUGAGGAUCAGGUGUGUUCGGAUCAGUGCACAUUGACAGGAUGCUGGGGUGCUGGACCGAAUCAGUGUCUGGAGUGCAGAAGUUACAAAUACAAUGACACUUGCUUGGCCAGCUGCAAGAGUCUUCCAGGGAUUUACGAAGUGAAUCACACAACUUGCGGCACAUGUCAUCCGGAAUGCAAGAACUCCUGUCGUGGAGCUGGAGCUGACAAUUGUACAGAAUGCGUCAAUGUUAGGGAUGGAAACUUCUGUGUGGCCAAGUGUCCAGAAUCCAAAUACAGUGCUAAUGGGAUCUGCAAGCCUUGCCAUGACACCUGCAUUGGAUGCACAGGGCCUGAGAACACCAUCAAUGCUAAUGGAUGCAAGACCUGCCACAAAGCCAUUAUUAACGGAGAUGCCACGAUUGAGAGGUGCCUGGGACGCAAUGAAGCAUGUCCAGAGGGCUAUUUCUCCGAAUGGGUCAUGUCUCAGGAGCAAGGACCUCUGCGUCUGCUGGCCAACAAGCCCAUCUGCCGUCGAUGCCAUCCGCGGUGCAAGAAGUGCUCCGGAUAUGGCUUCCACGAGCAUGUGUGCCAGGAAUGCGCUGGCUACAAACGUGGAGAACAGUGCGAAGAUGAAUGCCCAACGGAUCACUACGUUGACGAGGCCACGCGGGAGUGCUUCCCGUGCCAUCUGGAGUGUCGAGGCUGCACUGGACCGACUGAGGCACACUGCUCAGACUGUCGCAACUACAAAUUGUUCGGAAAUGGAGAUCCAGCAAACAAUGCCACCGCUUUCAACUGUACAGCUGCCUGCCCAAGUGACUUCCCCUAUCAAAUGUUUGACUUUGGGCCAUACUGCUCGGCCAGCAAUGUCUAUCAAUUGUCUGAUGAUGAGUUCAUGAAGAAGAUCCUGUCCUUCGUUGGAAUUGUUAUUCUGGCCAUCACGGUGCUGAUAGCUGUAGGCUGUGUUUGGCGUUGUUGCCAGAAGCAGAAGGCCAAGGAGGAGACAGUGAAGAUGACAAUGGUUCUGGCCGGCUGUGAAGACAGUGAGCCCUUGAGACCAUCCAAUGUUGGACCAAAUCUCGCCAAGUUGAGGAUUGUUAAGGAGGCUGAACUGCGUCGUGGUGGCAUUUUGGGAAUGGGUGCUUUCGGACGGGUGUUUAAAGGUGUCUGGAUACCAGAGAAUGAAAGUGUCAAGAUUCCUGUCGCCAUUAAAGUCUUGACAGAGAUGUCCGGAUCAGAGAGUAGCAAGGAAUUUCUUGAUGAAGCUUACAUUAUGGCGUCUGUUGAGCAUCCGAAUUUACUGAAGCUCCUAGCUGUCUGUAUGACAUCUCAGAUGAUGCUGAUCACUCAGCUGAUGCCCCUGGGUUGUCUCUUGGACUAUGUAAGGACCAAUAAGGAUAAAAUCGGCUCGAAGGCCCUACUGAACUGGUCAACACAAAUCGCCAGGGGAAUGGCCUAUCUGGAGGAACGUAGCAUUGUUCACAGGGAUCUUGCAGCAAGAAAUGUCCUCGUGCAAACUCCAUCUUGUGUCAAGAUCACAGACUUUGGACUAGCCAAACUUCUGGACGUUGGAACCGAUGAGUACAAGGCUUCCGGAGGAAAGAUGCCCAUCAAGUGGCUAGCGCUGGAAUGCAUAAGGAAUCGAGUUUUUACAAGCAAAAGUGAUGUAUGGGCCUUUGGAGUGACAAUCUGGGAACUUCUGACAUUUGGAGCUCGUCCAUAUGAAGAGUACUCAGCUAAGGAGGUUCCAGAAGCCAUUGAGGAGGGAUACCGACUGAAACAACCUGACCACUGUUCCUUGGACAUCUACGUCAUUCUCCUGCGAUGCUGGGACGUCAAUGCCGAAGCACGGCCUCAUUUCAAGGAUCUCGUGCAGGACUUUGCAGACAAGGCUCGAGAUCCUGGACGCUACCUCAGCAUCGACGGGGACAAAUUCAUGCGCCUGCCUUCGUAUAUGAGUCAGGAUGAACGCAAUCUUAUCCAAACCCUCGCACCUGCCAUGGAUGGUCCUGAGCCCAUCGUCGAAGCUGAGGAGUACUUACAACCUAAGACCCGACCUUCAGUUCUCUUCCCCACUGUCGAACCAGCCGAAGAGGCUCCGUCAACACUGAGAUACUGCAGUGAACCUUUGAAGAAUUCAUCAGGAGAUGACGAAACUGAUUCCCAUACGCGUGAAGUAGGAGUCGGGAAUUUGCGCCUCGAUUUACCACUCGAUGAGGAUGACUACCUUAUGCCCACGUGCCAGAAUGGAGCUGCUGCAGCUCCUGGCUACAUGGAUCUCAUCAAUGUGCCACCCAGCAGUGUGGAUAAUCCUGAGUAUCUCAUGGGUGCUGCAGCUGCAGCUGCUGCAACGCCACCCGCUGCAAAUCCUGCUCCUACGCAAACCAUUGGGAUUCCAGUGGCACCGACUGAGGUCGAGGCUGCGUCUGACCAUGAGUACUACAACGACCUCCAACGCGAACUGCAGCCGCUACACAGGAGUGAGACGACUGUAUGAGCCUCAGCAGCGGCUCAGCCGCUUCCCAAGUGCCUUUUAACCCAAGUGCCUGCCCCACAGUCUCGUGGUAUAAGAGAUCUUGAAUCGAAUCAAUAGUCAAAAGUUGAGACUCCGGGAAGAAGGCAUUGCUCUCCAGUAGGUAAUUUUAUUCAGAGUUGUUUUUACAGGUUCAGGACCUUCAGUGAUCUUUUCGAAAGCUGUUAACGUUUUUGAAAGGAAGUAAUUGGUUUCGAAAGGAUUCAAUGGAGAUCGCAAUGAUCUUUUCAGAGGCAAAAAAUAUUUUCGAAAGGAUCGAAGGAUUUCAAUGAUCUUCUCGAAAGCAAUAUGUGUUUUCGAAAUGCUUCAAGGAUCUGAAAGAUCCUUUCGAAGGCUAAAAACUUUUUCAAAAAGAUCAAUGGAUUUUCAGCAUUCGAAAGUUGAUAACGUUUUCGAAAGGAUUCAGGGAUCUCAAUGAUCUUUUUCGAAAGGAAGUAAUUGGUUUCGAAAGGAUUCAAUAGAGAUCGCAAUGAUCUUUUCAGAGGCAAAGAACAUUUCCGAAAGGAUCGAAUGAUAUCAAUGAUCUUUUCGAAAGCAAUAAGUGUUUUCGAAAUGCUUCAAGGAUCUGAAUGAUCUUUUCGAAGACUGAAAACGUUUUCAAAAAGAUCAAUGGAUUUUCAGCAUUCGAAAGCAGUUAACGUUUUCGAAAGGAUUCAGUGAGCUCAAUGAUCUUUUCGAAAGGAAGUAAUUGAUUUCGAAAGGAUUCAAUGGAGAUCGCAAUGAUCUUUUCAGAGGCAAAAAACAUUUUCGAAAGGAUCGAAUGAUUUCAAUGAUCUUUUCGAAAGCAAUAAGUGUCUUCGAAAUGCUUCAAGGAUCUGAAAGAUCUUUUCGAAGGCUGAAAACGUUUUCAAAAAGAUCAGAUCAGAUCGAAAGCAGUUAACGUUUUCGAAAGGCUCUAAGCAUCUGAAUGCUGUUUUCGAAAGAAGUCAGCAUAUUUGAAAGCAUCCAAUUAAGAUAUCAAUGAUCUUUUCAAAAACACGAAACGUUUUCGAAAAUUAUCCAUAAGGAUCUCAAACGACUACUCAAAAUGUUUUCAAAAGUGCUUUAUAGAGAUCUUUUCAAUGACAGGAAAGGUCUUCGAUAAUUCUGGACUCAAUGGCAUUUUCGAAAAUAGUAAAAGUUUUCGAAAGUCACUUUCGCAAACGGAAUCUAGAAACCAAUUUUGACAUCUAAAUCCGAAAACGGAAACCGUUUUUAUUUUCAAUCUAUAAUUAUUUUUAAAAAUCUGAAUUAAGAACAUUUUUUAGUUUCUACAACAUAUUUAAAUAUUUUAAAAUUUAAGAGAGCAUUGUCGCAUUAUUUCCACCACGAGACUGUACUCUGAAUGACAUUCAUAACUAGUACUUAAGGCCUUAAGAAACUACAAGUUAAUAAUUUAUUUCGUAGUCGAGAAGCACAAUUUCCUCAACCGGUAAAUUUUGUUCUGAACAAAUGUGAGGACACGGUGGGAAAGAACACGAAAAGAACUAUUUGCUAUAUUCAAAAAAAAAAAAGGAAAAAAAAACAAUAUCUUAAAAGCAACGUUACGUUUUGCCCAAUAUUUUUGCAACAAAAGUGAAAAACGUUUAGUUCAAAUGUAUUUUAACUACUUCUAACAAUUUUAAUAAUAUUUUUUUUUAUAUAAUUAAAGAAAAAAAUCUAUGCAAUGUAUAAGCAGCUAUUUUUACAACAGUUCAUUUUUUUUUAAUACUUAGAGCAACUUACGUAGGAAAACAAUCUGUGAUAUAAGUGUAUAAAAAAUUGAGUAAUUUAAUAUUUUCCCCCAUCCUGAUUAAUUUGUAAAGUUUCCUAGGAUUCUAAGAGUUGAAAAGGGUUAAAAAGAAAACAUCUCUUACUAUUUCUACUUACAAAUUGCUCUGUGCACAUUAGAGCGAUCUCAUCGACAAAGAUCGUGCAUGGAGCGCCUUUAGGAUCAAAAUACUACAAAAUACUUUUAUCUAAUCAAUGCAACGAAAUUUUCAUACAGAUUCUCACAUAAAGUGCACCUAACUUGCCUAAACUACAAAAAAUAUUCAUUUUAAAACUUUACAAAAUCAUCAUUUUAAUAAGAAAAAAAAAAUAAUUGGAAAGUUAAACAUUUGUGAGAGACUUCAAGAACAUUUGUAAAUACUUCAAUAGUAAAAAAAAGAAAAGUUGAUAAAAGAAAAAAUGUGUUAUGAGAGAAUAAUACUGUGCCAUUUGAUGAUAAGGAACUUUUUAUUUAGAUUGUACAUUUUUAAUUUGUCUUAAAUGUGAACUGAAAGGUAAAUUUCUCAGAAUGGAGAAAGGAAAAUAUACCGUGAACAUUGUAAGGUGGAAAUGGCACAUUUUUACUGAUUUAAACUUAUCUAAUGGUGUAAAAAUAAAUAGUGAUAAUAAAUUAAAAAUAAAUAAAAAAAA
Messenger RNA from Phlebotomus papatasi, 7638 nucleotides. It is a transcript of the gene Egfr, whose product is annotated as epidermal growth factor receptor. Gene Ontology annotation, molecular function: ATP binding; transmembrane receptor protein tyrosine kinase activity. The transcript has 9 exons. Bases 1141 to 5223 code for a protein of 1360 amino acids. The record is from RefSeq and is a predicted model, not a curated record. Gene Ontology annotation, biological process: positive regulation of kinase activity; protein phosphorylation; cell surface receptor protein tyrosine kinase signaling pathway. NCBI's taxonomy places the organism in Eukaryota, Metazoa, Arthropoda, Insecta, Diptera, Psychodidae. Gene Ontology annotation, cellular component: basal plasma membrane; signaling receptor complex.